AGGACGAAGAAGCGAAAAAUCUGCGUGAUUCCUAAUGGGUGACUUUGGCGAUGCCGCGUGGUGAUUGUGGCCGAGGCUUUGCUUUCUCUCUUCUGAACGAUGUGAUUUGCUCUGCGCCAUGACAGGUACACUUGCGCCACAAAGGCAGGCGCUGUGGAUUCUUUGUGUGGUUUGGAUCGCGGCCUCGGCAGGGGACCUUCCUUGUCCAAAAGGUAGCCGGAUCCACCUGGCCAGCCUGCGAUGCUAUUGGCUCUCUGAGAGGACGUCUCCGUGGGCCGAGGCUCACGCUUCAUGCCGGGAGACUCCGGGAGGCGAGCUGGCGUCCGCCGGUGGUCUCAAGCUGCUCAACUUCCUCCAUUACUCCUUUCCAGUGGAGACCCCGGUGUGGAUAUGGCUGAGGAGAGAGAGAGGGUCCGACCGGGCGGUGGGGCCGGUUCGUCCCGCGUUGGCGGCCGGACGCGGCGAGGAGCAGGGGGCGUGUCCUCAGAUGGCCCUGGGGACGCGGGGACAGUGGAGAGAGUCUCAGUGCGUUGGACGCCACCGUUUCCUCUGUGAAAAAGAACUAACUGACUCUCUACCUCCGGCGGACAGUUACCUGGCUGGAUUGGCUCUCAUGAGCGGCAUCUAUGCUCAAACCCACAUGCCCCCGUCCCCAAGCGUCCCAGACGCCGGGCAGCUCUCAGUGGAGAUGCAGCUGUUCCCGGGGAUGUGGUUCAGCCACGCAGGGCAGUUGCUGUCAGUGGAGCUGGUGGUCCGGCCCAGCCCGGCAUCCUCUCUGGCCCGGGUCCAGAUCCUCCGACCCUACUGCAACCCCGACCAACACCUGGUGCCUCCGGGAUGCAGCUCUCUCCUCAACCCGUUCAGCUGCUGCUCGGCCGUACCGCUGUGUAACACCACAGGGGGCUGCAGCGUGGGCCAGUACUGGUGCCACCUGCUGGAGGGCUGUGCGCCCCACACCAGUCCGUGCAGCCCGUACGACUCUGCAGCGGGGGCCCGCGGCUUCGCUUUGCCCCCCAGAUACCUCGCGAUGCCCCCCUUUUACCACCUGGUUGCCGACCUGCCCCUGAGAAUGAACCCGAGCUCCGAACUCAACAGUCUAAGUCUGCUCCUUCCGGAUGGAGCGAUCACGGUCUACCCUGAUGAUGUCGUUGCUAUACAGCACACUCGCGACCCGGGUACAUUCCUACAUUGCCUGAACAGUGAAGCCUCUUCAAACUCCUCCUGGCGCCAGAGUUACGUGUCCCUGAGGAGGCCAGAGUGGGGAGGCUGGUGGGAGGGGGGCCUCACCUCCCUGCCCCAGGGGGCGCAGUGGGUGGACGGGGUGGUGUGUGAUCUGAGGAUGCUGUACGUGGACAAUCUCCACACCGAUCAUGAUGGCCGCUUCGGCUCCGCCCACAAAGAGACGACGGCGGCCCCGCAGACCCGGGCCCUGGCGACUGGUCCUACCCCGACAUCCCCACUCGGCCUUCACGUCAUCCACCCCGCGCCGGAUGCAAAGAACCAGAUUCAUUUACAGGUCUACGUCCCAAAACUGAUUGUUAUCAAGGUCCUGUAUGGAGGGAAGGCCAGCAGCUCAUGGUCAGCUCCAGUUCUCCAGACCGGGGUCCCCUUCCUGCCAUCUUGCCCAGAAGAGGUGGCCCAGUCUUGGGAUGGCUGUAAGAGAGGGCCCCCGGAUGCCUGGUUCUCCUCUGCGAUCCUGGUGUUGCCCUCAGUCGGCCUUCGAACGCUCAACAUCAGUGUGACGGAUGCGCUGCGCUCUCAGACUGUGAGUGUGGGGGUUUGUGGCUACGAGGCAGUGACGGGGCUUAGUGUCGAGCCACAUGGAUGCUGGAGGGCGCUCUGCGACACUCCACAGACUUUUACAGCCAAAGUGGAGAGUGGUUCCUCAGUGAAGUUCACAUGGGUGAUCGACAACUUGGAGGAGUUUUCCCAUGAAGGACAAUCUUACAGUGUUGUGUUCAAGAAGCCAGCUGAUUAUAAGCUCCGGAGCCAACAAGUCCUCGUGACUUGUGAUGACCUCACCCCGCUGGCUGAGCCGGAGUUCCUGUUAGCCAGCGCGGUCGUAGCUGUGGACGCCGCACACGGCUACAGCGUGAGGGUCAAAGUGCACGUCUCCCUGCCAGUCAGCAUCAGGUGGGAUUUUGGGGAUGGCGGCGGCGAGGUGAUCCACCACCACUCUGCUCCGUGUCAGAGCGUAGGGGGGCUUACGAGGGGAGAUAAGCAAGUAUAUGUACAGGACUCGGUGAACUAUACCUAUCUCAUCCCAGACGACUACACGCUUCAAGUCCAAGUCUCGGACCAAAGCGACGUCACUUAUGCGUCGCUGAAGAUAAGCGUCCGGCCGCAAUUAAACCACCUCCUCCUUUCCUCUUCCGCUCCCGCCGCCCUCGUCGGACAAACUCUCUUUCUGGAGGCCUCCGCAGAGCCCUCCCCCUUCGCUGCUCUCUACACGUGGGACUUCGCCGACGGCUCCGGAGCCGUCCAAGGCACCCACCGUAGGGUCGGCCACGCUUUCGCAUCUGCGGGAGCAUACAACGUCACGGUGUGCGCCAACAACACCCUUACCGCCAUGACCACCUGGCUCAAGGUGGAAGUGGUGGAGGAAAUCUCUGGAUUAACACUGGGCAGCGACGGACCCGUUGAGCUGGGCUCUGCAGCAGAUUUCCGAGCGACAGCGGCCACCGGUACGAGUCUCGUGUGGAAAUUUGACUUUGGUGAUGGGUCCGUACAGGGAAACCGUACAGAGGGUACCAUCUCCCACGUCUACAAAUUGCCGGGGAACUAUACAGCACAUGUCACUGUCUCCAAUUGUCUCAGCCAAGCUCAUCAGUCCGUUGGUGUGGAAGUCUACAGAUUGACAGUCUGUGGAGUUCUGCCUGCAGAAUGCGUCACGCGCGGAAGAGACGCACAGCUUAGCGCCUGUGUGAAUGGCAACGUAUCCGAUCUGACUUUCCAUUGGACGUUUGGAGAUGGAUCCCCGCCCACCGUAGUGACGGGACGGUCGACGGCCACGCACACAUUUCAAAGCCAAGGGAUUUCUCAAAUCAGCCUGACUGUGUUUAGCUCUGUUGCAUCUGUGUCUUUUAAUUCAACUAUCUGUGUUGAAGUGCCAAUAACCAACGUGACAGUGCUGCCGUCACAGGAAGUGGUAGCAUCAGGAGGAGAGGCAUGCUUCAGGGUGUUAGUCUCACCUGUACACAUGAACGCUUACCACUUUCAAUGGUUUAGCAGCACAUCAAGCGUCAUUGCCAAAGCAGAAGGCGCUCAAAAGUGUUUUAUCUUUGACGACGAAGGUGUUGAGGAAGUGUCGGUACUAGUAAGUAACAAAGUCAGUAACAAAACCGCCAGGGCCUUUGUGACCGUUCUAAACCCCGUGAGCAAGCUGUCAGUGGCGCAUGACAGUGAAAGUGGCACGCUGACAGCAAAUACAGUGGUGUCAUUUUGGGUUUCCACUUGCACUGGCAGUAAUGUGUCCGUACUGUGGGACUUUGGAGACGGAUCCCCGGCAGAACGCGGGCUAAAUGUCUCACACGCCUUUACAUUGGCGGGUCAGUUUAGAGUCACUGCCACAGCUUUUAAUGCCAUUAGUCGUGAUUUUGUAACACUUAAUGUCAGCGUUUUACUUCCUAUUUCAGACAUUUCCCUUUACACCAACAAGCCGUAUGCUGUUGCGGGAGAAGAAAUCAUUAUCUCAGCAGUUAGCAGUGCCAUCAGUAGCACAAACUACUACUGGACUGUUGACGGUAUAACCUCGACGAAACAGGGGACUUAUCAAUUUAGAUUUGUUUUCCGGAAACCAGGGGUUUAUCAAGUGAGGGUUAUUGCACAGAACCUGGUCAGUAGAAAGGAAGCAGCUGUUUUGAUUGAGGUCUUCAUAAGAAUAGAAGGUCUUCAGAUCAAAUGUCAGAGUCUAACGAACAUGAAAUACAUACCAACCCAAGAGGAACUGCUCUUCACUGCUUCCAUCGCCAAGGGCUCCAAUGUCACUUAUCACUGGUUUGCUACACUGAGCGGAGUAAACCAACAGAUCUCUGGGGAUGGAGAGCUUUUCCAUAUGUCCGCUGAAACUCCUGGUGGGAUUUCAGUUCAGCUGAGAGCUUGCAACAAGUUGGGGGAGGCCACAAGCAUUGCUUCUUUAGUGGCCGUACAGCCUGUAACAGGCGCACACGUUACAGCACAAUCAAACAUCGUGGCAUUAGGGAAAUUAGUGAAUAUAUCUGUAGCCGUGGUUACCGGUUCAGACCUACAAUACCAUUGGUACGUGAAAUCUGAUCUUCCACCCCUGCAGACCCAGGCGCCCUUUCUACUCCACACUUUUGCAAGUGUUGGUCGUUGUCUUUUUAAAGUUUCGGUUCACAAUGCCCUCGGUUGCGUCAAUGUCACCAAAGAGUUUAAUGUGCAAGAGGAGGUCCAAGAGGUGGACUUUGAAAUUGAAGGAAAGGCUCAUCCCUUUUAUGUCCCCACAAGUGCUGCCGUUCAACUCCGCGGGCUCACACAGAAAGGUAGUGAUUUGCACUGGAACUGGAAAAUUAGAGCUGCUACACUCUUUAAUGCUUCUAAUCAAGUCUUUAGCUAUACGUUUCCAUGUGAAGGCAUCUUUCAGCUGUCUUUGAAUGUCUCCAAUGGUAUAAAUUGGCAGACGGUUUCACACAGUGUCUCGGUGGAGGAUCCGAUCGAAGGACUAACGCUGAGAGUUUCUGAGUCUUCUUUCUGCACCGAAGAAGAAGUGACUUUUAUUCCAACAAUCUCCAAAGGAAGCAAUGUGAGCUUUGCCAUAACAUUUACAAACGACUGGAUCCAUAGUCAGGGCGUUCUUGGAGGUAGGUUCACCACGUCGAGCCUUCCAGCAGGGACGCAUGUAGCUACGGUCAAAGGUUGGAACCACAUCAGUAGUGCGCAGGUAUCAUCCAGCAUUCUGGUGACUGAGCAUAUUCAAGGUCUGCGACUUGUGAACUCUUGUUCUGAUCCUCUAGAGGCUCAGAAAGGAUUCCAGUUCAAGGCAGAGGUUGAAAGUGGUUUUCCGGUCAACUACACCUGGAUAUUUCACUUGACUGGGUCUAACCCCGCCUGGCUCACAGGACAAAAAGUGAUCUUUACACCACCACAGAGUGGUGUAUUGUCUUUCAGCGUGCUGGCAACCAAUGGAAUCUGCUCAAAGACUUUAAAUAGUACUGCCACAGUCCAGUGGCCUGUUAAGGAGGUCAAACUCGUCUGCCAUUCAGAAAGAAUAUUUGUUAGACAUGCUGUCAGGUUUACUGCAAAAGUGAUUGGAGGUAACAGUCCCAGGUACCUCUGGUCUUUUGGAGACUCCGUUGAAGCAUUGGUGACCGACUUGAGCACGGUCAGUCAUACUUAUUAUAGUCCGGAGAAAUACAGUGUUACGGUCGAAGUUCUGAACAGUGUCAGCAAUGUGUCCGCGCAAAUACACAUAGAUGUGGAGGAGCUCAAGUGUCCAAGCCCUGAAGCUUCCAUAGUUCAGAGCCAGUCUACUAUCUUCAGCUCCAGACAGAAUUUCUUUGAGGCAAGCGUGGACAUAAACUGCUCCGCCUACAAAGCCACAUACCUAUGGGAGAUAGUCAAAGGGUCGGAUUGCACUAGUUUAGACUCCCCUGUUAACAGAGUGGCUCUUAGAAGUCAGGUAGAUGCAACCUCCCCUUUUCUCUUCCUCCCGAAGCAUACUCUGGGUAUGGGACAGUAUUGUCUGGUAUUCACAGUUGCACUUCAGGGAACUCCUCUAGUUGUCAGACGAAAAACCAGCGUCGCAGUGGUCCACUCAAUGCUCGUAGCUGUAAUUAAGGGAGGAGCACACAGAAUGUGGCCCAGCCUCAGUGACCUCAUCCUGGAAGGAUCUGAUUCCCAAGACCCUGAUGUGGAGCCUGGGGUGGAAGACACAUUGCAGUACCACUGGACCUUCAUGACAGCAAACUCCACGGGUUCUGAUUUGGUGAAGCAACCCAUUGGGAGUAACAGCAGCAGAAUGACUGUACUGAGCACUCAGCUACAACCAGGCACCAGCUAUGUUUUCACCCUCACUGUACACAAGGCAGGGAGGAAGCCUGCCUUUGUCAAUCAGACGGUUACUGUGUGUGAAGACCCAGUGCUUCCUGUGAUUGUGGAGUGUGUGUCCUGCGCUGUCCUGUCCUCCCAUCACUACAUUAAUUACAACAGCCCCAUUAUUCUGUCUGGUCAAUGUGCACAGUGUGAUGACCAGACUCAGUUCAAAUGGCGUGCAGAGGACCAGACUGGCAUGACCCUUGACCUUAACGAGGCGUCCACCUCUACAGGGAGACAUUCUCCUAACUUGGUGGUGCGUUCGGGUGUCCUGCAGGCAGGCCAGACUUAUACCUUCACUCUCAAUGCGUCCCAGCCUGGCACAGAGCUGUGGGGCAGCGGCAGCCUGACGAUACGACCCCACUAUCCACCACAAGGAGGCCUGUGUGAUCUCAGUCCAGAGUCAGAUAUACGUCUGCUGGAGACAGUGGUCACCUACAGCUGCUCAGGGUGGCGAGGGAGAGGAGCCGGGGCCUCUCAGCUGAUCUAUACCUUCCAAGCAGCACCAUGCAGGUCCACUGGCACCCCGUGCCCCCUGCUCACUUUAUACAGGGGUACUCGUUCAACAUUUGGCAGUCUGGUUCCAAUGGGAAGCCCCGGGCGAGAACGAAAUGAGUCAGUGAUCACCGUUACACUGCUAAUAGAGGACUACCUGGGGGCAAAGGUCAUUGCUCUAAACAGGAAGUUGACGGUUAAAACUCCUCAAAGGGACGAAGUUGCCAGUCGGCGGCUGAGGAACAAGAGCCGGACUCAGCUGUGGGCUUUGGUCCAACAUGGCAACCCUCAGGAGAUCAUCCCUUAUUCCAUUGCCCUCACCAGCCAGCUCAAUCAGAUGGAGUCCGGACGGACUGCCUCGGAGCUCAUGGACAGAAGGGAGAUGCGAGAAAACGUGACUCAAGCCCUGGCCUCCCUCCCAGUGACCUCCUUGCUGAACGUUGAUCAAAUCAGCUCUGCGUUGUCACAGUCUACUGCAGUUCCCAGUGAACUGAUAUGUGAAAAGAGCCAGCAGAAGGUUCUGGAAGCUGUGGGGAAGAUGAUCCAUGUCAUGGAGGAGCAGAUGAGUCCUGGUGUUUUCUCAGCUCUGGAAACUGGGAGGAACAUUCUCAGCAUCAUAGGUGGCACCCUGGCGGCUGUGUCCCAGUCUGCCAGUGCUUCCAGGUCUCCCCCAGCAUCCGGCGGUCUGCAGUCGGCUCCCAAGAUCACCCUGACGGCGCUGGGUCACGCCAGGGCCCUAAUGCGCUCUCUGGUGCAUUUGCAUGUUCAUGGCAAGGCCCCCCUUUCGCUUUCCACUGCUUAUAUCAACGCGGUGGGUUUCCAUGGCGACCCCUCCGACCUCCUCUGCAUGCAAAGGUCCGACCAAAACCACAUUAUCCCCUUUCAGUCAUCAGCAAAUGGCGGAUCGACGACUCCUCGCCCGUGUGAGUUCCAAAUCCCCGCCUCCCUCACCGAUCACCUGAAGGGUCAGAAGACCGAGGUGGUGCAAGUGCUGUUUGGUGUGGGUGCAGAGUUGGGAUCCAGCUCGUUACUGGCUGCGGCCGAGCCCCCGAUUUCCACCGCUCUGCUUGGCAUGGAGCUCACCACCCCUCAGGGCCAACUCAUACCCAUCCAGGACCUGGAACCCAAACAGGCCAUUCGGGUCACCCUGCCCAACAAAUACCCUUUGGGACAUGGCGAUAGGCGGGGGGAUGGGAGGGUGGGUGAAGCCGGGAAUGGGACGUGUCUUACUGUGGCCCUACCAAACAGAGGGAGUUUGAACCUCACAGUCAAAGCUGUGGAUGGACUCCAUGAAAAUGCAGGUCUUUAUAUUUCCUUCAACUUCAGUCUGGAACCAGGAGCUACUCCAGUGAGUCUGGGACAUGUAAAGAUAGAAGUGAGCUCUACAGUGCCGGGGACCAAUGGCUCCCAGGAUCCCCUGGUCAGAGUGUGGCCUCUCACUCUCUCUGCUCCAACCACUUCCUCGGAGGAAACCAUAUUCCUCUCCCCACUUUUGGACGGAACAGGCGAGACCCUUUCUGUCAACCUGACCUCGUCUCUGGGCGGCGGCGGCGGCCCGGCGCGCGCGGCGGUGUGUGUGUUCAGCUCGCUGUGCCGCUACUACAGCGUGGAGGAGAGGCGCUGGAGCAGCCGGGGUCUGCAGCCCCUGGAGGGCAGCACGCUCCACUCGGCACACUGUCUCACCCGGCACCUCACCAUGUUUGGGGCCAGCCUAUUCGUUCGUCCCGGGGCUGUUGUUCUGCUGCCUCCACCAGGCGGUCCCAUGCGUAACAUGGUGGUGGGGAUUGUGUGUGCUGUCCUGGUGCUGAUUCACGUGCUGGUGGGGCUCAUCGCCCAUAAACUGGACCACUUGGACAGCUUGAGACUCAGCCAGGUCCCUCUGUGUGGGCGACCGGGGCUGUACCGGUACAGAGUACUGGUCAAGACCGGCUGGAGGCGGGGAGCAGGCACCACAGCACAUGUUGGCAUCAGCCUGUACGGUGUGAACAAGAGCGGCUCUCGCCAUCUGCAGAGGCAUGGAGCUUUUCAGCGUGGCAGCCUGGACCAGUUUCACCUGGAGACAGACAACAACCUGGGAGAAGUUUGGAAAAUUCGGGUCUGGCAUGAUAACACAGGUCUGGAGCCAUCGUGGUACGUUAAGCACGUUGUGGUUUGGGACCUUCAGACAGACCACAUGUUCUUCUUCCUGCUGGAGGACUGGCUCUCUGUGGAGAAUCAGAAGAACGGCUCGAUGGAGAAAGAAGUUCUGGCCUCAUGUCCCGAGGAGCUUUCUCAGUUUCGACGGGUCUUCACCUCCCAGCUGGCGUUCGGGAUGGUCGAGCACCACCUGUGGCUGUCGCUAUGGGAACGCCCCGCCCACAGCCGUUUCAGCCGGGGUCAGAGGGUGACAUGCAGCGCGCUAGUGCUGCACCUCUACCUGGCACUGGGGGCUCUGUGGUACGGGGCUGUUGGCACAGAGGGGCACAGUGGGCCGGUGUCAGCCCGCCUGCUGGUUGAUGUGGAGGCGGUUGCCGUGGGGAUGACUGUCGCCGUGCUAGUGUUUCCUCUCCAGUGUUUCCUCUGUUUCCUGUUUAGAAAAACUCACAGUCCGGUAACCGUGGACACCUCAGCUCCUCCCUCCCCCGUCUGUCACUCUGUGGAGAUGGACGUGUAUCUCGGCCAAUCGCCGCUCUCCGCAUCCUCCUUCCUGUCUCUGUCAGACUCCUCAGGCCGGGUGCGAGACAGCCCUUCAUCUUUACUGGAGAGCAAGGCACUUGACUCCAGUAUUCUGGACUUUUGGGCUGCGUCCGGCUUAGCGCCUCGGGCGGAUGGAGCCCGUCGAGAGGUGGGAAUGGACACAUGGCCGUCCUGCGACAGCCUCCUCAACCUCCCAGCGGACCCAGGCCUCACCACGACGACCCCCGCCCACAACCUCUGCAAGGCUUCCCCUGUUCUGGGUCCUGCACGCCAGCUGAGGAGGAAAAAGGCCCUGAUGCAGCUCCAGCUGGCCUCGCCCUCCUCCCCUGGCACGCCUGCUGCUCUUUCGCGCAGAUAUUCCCUUUCAAAAGAAAUUUCCAGUUCCAACAAUCUCACUACGUUUCUGACUUUGUCCGAGGAGGAUCUACUGAUGUCUAUAGCGGCGGAGAACACGGCAGAUACAACAAACAGCAACUCAGACAGCGGCUGGGAUUCCCCCAGAGCCACCUCCUUGCUCUCUAGCACCCGCAGUACCUCCUGCAGCAGCUGGUCAGAGCAGAGUGAGGACAAGUACGGUGCAGAGGUCUACAAGCCGGGUCCACAGUCCUGUCCCGGCCUGCAUGGCGCAGGACUCUACAAGUGUCCCUCUGUGCUAUCCAUAGACUCCGUGGCCAGCACCUUCCUGCCGAGCCCUUCCCCUGAAUCCACGCGCUCCUCCUUCACCACGCGCAUAGGGGUGGCCCGGGCUCAGCCCAGUUGGCUGCUCCCUCCCUGGGCCCUGCGUGUGAUUUACCCCCUGGUGGCCCUGCUGCUGGGAGCGUGCCUGGCUGUGGUCGGACUCUACGGGAGCUUCUGGUCCAGAACAGUGGUGCUCAUGUGGCUCGUGUCUGCUCUCUCUGCCUUUCUGGCCUCAGCUCUGCUACUUGAACCCCUCAAGGUGUGUGUGCAGGCGUUGGUCCACACAGCACUGCGGAGGCCCGUGGACCCGGAGGUGGAGGAGCAGCUGGCCCAGGAGGGCACUGUGGUGAGGGCGUUUGGUGAGCCGGGGGGGAAGGUCCGGCCGCCGUGUGGCUACGGGCUGCUGCAGGCCAAAGUGGAGGCCCGCAAGGUCCGAGCUCUGGGAUCACUCAUGAGGCACUGCGUGUGCCAGCUGUUCUUCCUGUUGCUGGUGCUGAUGGUGAACUACCAGGACGGCGCAGAGCAGAGGCAGGGCAGGCUGUUGCACUCCGCCGUCAGACGCCGUCUGUACACGGCGCCCUCGGGGGUCCCUAACCUCACCUCCCUCAGAGGCUGGUCAGACGCAGAGCAGUGGAUCAACCACACCUUGGUGGAGCACUUGCACCAAAACCCUACACUGCGCCUCGUUGGAUCGCCCCGGCUGCAGUUCACACGUCUCCUCAUUCCCAUGCAAAGUGUCUUCCUGGGAAACAGCAGUGCAGCAACACGACAGCUCCUGGCUGACUUGCACAUGGCUGACCGGGGCAAGAAACAGUUUAAAACCCUUUCAAUGCACUUCACACACUACCACAGAGAGUCUGGCUUGUUUGUGUGCGUGUCCAUGGAACUAGAGUGGGCUCAGUCCCAGGGAGUCAUCCCCUUUCUCUCCAUCCUUCCGCUCCACAUCCCUUCAUCCCUCUCUGGACUGGACCUGCAGGUGGCCCUCACGGUUCUCCUUCUCAUCUCUGCUCUCCUCAUCCUGUGUGGAGAGCUUUGGUCCAUGGCCACUAAGCAUGCCCAGUAUCUUCCUCGGUGCAGACACUGGUCCCAGCUUCUCCUGGCCUUGUUGUCGCUGGCAACGGCAAUCAUGCAGCUCUGCUCCUUGUCCCAGGCCACCUGCUGUGUUUCCAAGCUUCGAUCCCAACCGGACAGCUUCAUCGACUUCCACGCUGCCGCCCUCCUGGCGCAGCGCUGUUCCCAGUGCGCCGCUGUCCUGCUCACCCUCCUCGUUCUAAAGGUAAGCUCCCUCAUCCUUACACAUCUCCACACUGCUGCUGGGAACGUUGAGGUUUGCGCGGAGGUCGGUGGUGUUGGCCAGAGUGCUGCAGAGGGCCUGGAGGGAGUUGUGGGCCCUGAGCGCCCUGCUGCUGUUGCUGCUGCUGUCCGGCACUCACCUCGGGAACGUGUGGAGGGCUUCCUGUCCCCGUGUCAGACUGGGCUGUCAGUGCUGUCCAUCCCGCGUGGCCGAAUGGCUCUCCAAAGACUGUGCAGGCUCCACCCAGUCCUGGGCCCCAUCUAUGGGCUGCUACUGAAGGGGGGAAGUGUUUGGCUCUUAGCCAGACUCUGGGGAGCUGUUCUCAUCCGUGCAUACAGGGAAGAGCAGGCUGAGCUGUACUCUCCAACGAGUGAACCUCAGGACUAUGAGAUGGUGGAAUUCUUCAUUAAGAGGCUCAAACUGUGGAUGGGACUCACCAAAGCCAAAGAGUUCAGGCACCGGGUGAAGUUCGAAGGUAUAGACGUCCCUCCUUCCAGGUCUUCACGAGAGUCCCACCUCUCCACUCUGUCUUCCACCCUGCCUUCUUCCAGUUCCCCUUUCCUGUCCUCCUCAUUCUCGUCCCCCCGUCCCCUGUCCUCGUCUCUCUCUGCGAGGUCUGACGACUCGUCAGUGUCCGAGGGCGGGUUCGACGUCCGGCCCCACCUGGACCGCCUGCUGCCCUGCGUCAGUGCACUGCUCUCUCGUUUUGACCAGGUCAAUCAGGUGAUGGAGGACGUUCACAACCUGGAAAUGAAACUAGAAGAGGCGCAGACCAGCAGGAGGAAGAAGUGGGUCAGUAGCAAGGACAAAGUGGGAGAAAUGUUGGGACAACCAGACAGGCCAGAGGAACUGAGGGAAGAAGGACGCGAAACGGGAGAAGUUAGACGCAGGAAGAAAAGCGCCUUUCACCCCAAGCCGCGGAUCUCCCUUCCAUCCUGCUUCGGCCCCUCCACGGCCCACUGCUCUGCUGCCCCGGUCUGCAGGAAUACCCGCACACGUAGCACCUACUCUGAGUCCGAAUUGGUGCCAUUCAAGCCUUACGCCGCCAGCAACGACCCUGCUUCUGAAGCAGCCAAGCUUGCAUCUGGAAUCUCUGGUCCGUAUCUGGACGAUUCUUCUGCAGACAGCGGGUUCCCUCGCAGGAGAGCGUGGCAUUCUGGGAGCUCUCAUUCAGCUGACGUAGCCCAGCGGAUCCUCCGUGCACGCGGUGAAGUUGUUCCAUGUGACAACAGAGGAGACUGUUUCGCAUUCAAUGACAGCAGACCCAGAAGCGAAGAAGGGGCAAGACAGCAUCUCAGUGAUGGAGUCCCCGUAAAGAGGAAGGCGUGGACUGAGCAAGGCUGACUUUGGGUUUGGACAGGGAGAAGACUGACGGGAUCUACAGUAUUUUCUGCUUCUCUGGAGCUGCAUGAUUAAAAUCUGGUUGGAUGUGUUCAUUUUGUUCGCUAGCAUGGGCCAUGCAGGAAAGGGUUAAAGGGCCUCUCAUGUGGCACACAAGUAUGAAUUCAUGAGAAGAAGCGUUCAGCCCGCUGAAGAUACUUGAGUUGUGGUUCUGAAAGAUUUUGGUUAGUUUUUUGAAAGAAACCCGCAAGACGCAAUUAUUUUGGCCAAAAAGCCUGAUGACCUUAGACUGGAGAAGAGAGACAGGCAGAUCUUUAUACUGCGAUGAAGGAAUAAUAAUAAUAAUGAAUGUACUGUUUGUAAAAAAUGUAAUCUUACUUUAGGAAAGUUGACACAUAACUGUGUUCCUUACUUCAUUUCAUAUCUGUAAAUGUGGUUGUAUGUUGUUACAUGUUUGUAUGAGACUGGAUGGUUUUACUCUGCAGACAAUUAAAGAAAAGU
This is a messenger RNA of Pungitius pungitius (ninespine stickleback), 13036 nucleotides long. RefSeq names its product polycystic kidney disease 1b (gene pkd1b). Gene Ontology annotation, cellular component: plasma membrane. The record is from RefSeq and is a predicted model, not a curated record. Gene Ontology annotation, biological process: kidney development; calcium ion transport. NCBI's taxonomy places the organism in Eukaryota, Metazoa, Chordata, Actinopteri, Perciformes, Gasterosteidae. The coding region runs from base 119 to 12538 and encodes 4139 amino acids. The transcript has 42 exons. Gene Ontology annotation, molecular function: protein binding; monoatomic cation channel activity.